Molecule: messenger RNA, 591 nt
Organism: Benincasa hispida (wax gourd)
Lineage: Eukaryota; Viridiplantae; Streptophyta; Magnoliopsida; Cucurbitales; Cucurbitaceae
Source: RefSeq, a predicted model, not a curated record
AUGGAUGUCAAAUCGGCAUUCUUGAAUGGAAUUCUUGAGGAAGAAGUCUAUGUGGAACAACCAUUGGGUUAUGAAGUCAAGGUAUUUACCGAAAACAAUCCUAGCAUGUUUGAUGAGUUCAAAAGAGAGAUGGCAAAGGACUUUGAAAUAACGGACAUUGGUCUCAUGAGUUACUAUCUUGGGAUUGAGGUCAAACAAGGUGAAGAUGGGAUUUUUAUAUCCCAAGAGGGCUAUGUUAAAAAAGUGCUCAAGAAGUUCAAUAUGAAUGAUGCUAAUCCAUUUGGAACCCCGAUGGAAUGUGGAGUCAAAAUCACUAAGCAAGAUGGAGGAGAGAAGGUAAAUUCUACAUAUUUUAAAAGCUUGGUUGAAAGUUUGAGAUACUUGACAUGUACAAGACCGGAUAUUUUUUAUUCGGUUGGAAUUAUUAGUCGAUUUAUGGAGGAACCGACAACAACACAUUGCAAAAUGACAAAAAUGAUAUUUCGCUACAUCAAAGGGACGAUUGGGUAUGGUCUUUUCUAUGUCUCUUCUAGCAAUUUUGAUAUUGUUGGUUAUUGUGAUAGUGAUUGGAGUAGUGAUUUGGAUGAUUGA